This is a messenger RNA of Prunus avium (sweet cherry), 745 nucleotides long. RefSeq names its product PHD finger-containing protein 6-like. Gene Ontology annotation, biological process: negative regulation of transcription elongation by RNA polymerase II. The record is from RefSeq and is a predicted model, not a curated record. NCBI's taxonomy places the organism in Eukaryota, Viridiplantae, Streptophyta, Magnoliopsida, Rosales, Rosaceae. Gene Ontology annotation, molecular function: histone reader activity.
UGGAGAACCAAGAUUCAAUGAUUCGAAUUUGCUUUGAUAGCAAGGGGAUGGAGUUGCUGAUAUUUACAUCAGGAAGUCUACAGUUAGACUCACGAGUGGCAGAUUUCUUAUGGGGAAUCUUUCGUUGUAUAAAGAAGGAUGUUGCUCAUAAUAAGGUACCUGAAGGACUCCCGUCAACGGUCGAUCAAGAAAACGUGGAUGACAAUAAGAUUGUGGAUAUGGAAGUUGACAUGGUAGGUGGAAAGAUGGUGGGAAGAGUUGAUAUAGUGGUUCCGAGGGAUUCAAAGGUUAUCUGGAACACUAAAUCAUCAUCAGACCAGAUGUGGCUUACAAAAGACUUGGGAAAAGAAGAGGUUAAAUCCCCCUUGAAACAGAGGAGGAGGAAUCGGCAGGCCCUCAAAGUGCUACUGGUUCAACUGAGUGAAUGACAGGGGCAUCUUCAACUGUUAAUUAACCAUGGAGAUUGAAACUGCAGCUCAAGAGUCAUCACCAACUUUUAACCAGACAUAACCACAGUAGACUCGGCUUCAUCUAGGACCCCUUUGGGACAUAGCCACAGUAGACUAGAUAGCUAGCUUUCAACAAAAAAUAUAUAUACCCCCCUAAAGAAAAAACAGAGUCCUCUGCUUGUAGCGCCUCUUACUUGUAUUGGAUCUUUUUUGGCUAGGUGACAUCUCGGUUUGAUGAUAGAAGAUGUAUUUAACUAUGCAGAUGCAAUAACUUUAGUUAUUUGUGAAUUCUCAAA